Messenger RNA from Sus scrofa (pig), 1337 nucleotides. It is a transcript of the gene JMJD7, whose product is annotated as jumonji domain containing 7. Gene Ontology annotation, cellular component: cytosol. NCBI's taxonomy places the organism in Eukaryota, Metazoa, Chordata, Mammalia, Artiodactyla, Suidae. The record is from RefSeq and is marked validated. Gene Ontology annotation, biological process: glycerophospholipid catabolic process. Gene Ontology annotation, molecular function: calcium ion binding; calcium-dependent phospholipid binding.
CAUGGCGGAAGCGGCUUUGGACGCCGUGCGCAGGGAGUUACGAGAAUUCCCGGCUGCGGCGAGAGAGCUUAGUGUGCCUCUUGCUGUGCCCUACCUGGACGAGGUCCCCAGUCCACUCCACUUCUACCGGGACUGGGUCUGCCCCAACAGGCCCUGCAUCAUCCGAAAUGCCCUGCAGCACUGGCCAGCCCUCCAGAAGUGGUCCCUCCAGUACCUCAGAGCCACUGUGGGCUCCACCGAGGUGAGUGUGGCUGUGACCCCAGAUGGUUAUGCAGAUGCCGUGCGAGGGGAUCGCUUUGUGAUGCCCGCUGAGCGCCGCCUGCCCCUGAGCUGUGUGUUAGACGUGCUGGAGGGCCGAGCCAAGCACCCUGGGGUCCUCUACGUGCAGAAGCAGUGCUCCAACUUGCCCAACGAGCUGCCCCAGCUGCUUCCUGAUCUGGAGCCCCAUGUGCCCUGGGCCUCUGAGGCUCUGGGAAAGAUGCCUGAUGCUGUGAACUUCUGGCUGGGAGAGGCAGCUGCAGUGACAUCCUUGCAUAAGGACCACUAUGAGAACCUCUACUGCGUGGUCUCGGGAGAGAAACACUUCCUGCUGCAUCCACCCAGCGACCGGCCCUUCAUUCCCUAUGAACUGUACACACCAGCAACCUACCAGCUAAGUGAAGAGGGCUGCUUCAAGAUGGUGGAUGAAGAGGCCAUGGAGAAGGUGCCGUGGAUCCCACUGGACCCCUUGGCUCCAGACCUGGUCCGGUACCCCAGUUACCGUCAGGCCCAGGCCCUUCACUGCACUGUGCGGGCUGGCGAUGUGCUCUACCUGCCGGCCCUGUGGUUCCACCAUGUCCAGCAGUCGCACGGCUGCAUUGCAGUGAAUUUCUGGUACGACAUGGAGUAUGACCUCAAGUACAGUUACUUCCAGCUGCUUGACUCCCUCACUAAGGCCGCAGGCCUCAACUGACGGAGCCCUGGUUGUCAUUGCCAAGAACAGUUUGUGGAAAAGGUCGGCGCCCCUCCCAGGCCGGUUCUAGAGGCAGACUGGAGUCGGAGGUGCUGGCUGCCAGUGGGGGUUAGGGUCGGCUUUGACGGAUCCGAAGGCACCAGGCAGGCCUGAGUGUGGGCUCCUGGGAUGUCGGCGCCCAGGUGAGGCAGCAGCAGCCUGUACUGGAAGAGGGGUGGGCUCAGGGCAGCCCCGGGCAAGUUACUGCCUCAGAGCAUUGGUGUCCUGUCUGUGAAACGGAGAUAAUGAUGGGUCCUGCCACACGGGGUGAUAGAGCCGAGGUCUGUAGGAUGGCACAGGCCCAGCGCAGAGGAAGUGAUCAAUAAAAGGCAGCUUGACUCACGUG